Messenger RNA from Spodoptera littoralis (African cotton leafworm), 831 nucleotides. NCBI's taxonomy places the organism in Eukaryota, Metazoa, Arthropoda, Insecta, Lepidoptera, Noctuidae. The record is from the annotation of a GenBank genome assembly.
AUGAGUGCCGUAAAGUCAUAUUUUGUACAAGAAUGGAAGGUGAGCAUGCUCACGUUGGAGCAUCCGAAACCAUCUGACUUCUAUACAAGUUGUUGGCAAACGACGCGGUCGUCCGUACCAUUUUUGUUUUGGCGCUCGCUUCUCUUCCUCACCUCUCUAGGAAUAGUGUUAACCUCUAUGAUAAUUUACAUACAGAACGGAAGUUUUGGAUACUGGUUUAUUUAUCUAACUCACUGGGGAUUGACAAGCAUCCUCUUCGCUACUGGAUUCGCGACUGCAGUGUCAGCACGCUGUUACCUUUACGGACCAAUCAGCACCGAGUUCAAAUUGCCAUGGUACGUGAAGAUUUAUUGGACGUUGUUCAAUAUCGCAACUCCUCUAGCAUUUUUAAUCACAAUAUUCUACUGGACCGUACUCUACGAAGCGGGAAUCGAAGAGGAGUUGAACCAUGGUCUAGACGUGGCAGUUCAUGGACUGAACUCGCUAGUGAUGUUCCUGCUCCUCUGCAGCAGUGCCCACCCUGGCCGGUUGCUGCACAUCUACCAGCCUCUCGUUUUCGCUACCAUAUACAUGCUGUUCAGCGUCAUCUACCACGCCGCUGGUGGUACAGACCAAAAAGGUAACGCCUACAUCUACCCAGUGGUGAAUUGGUCGGAGCCAGGAACAACGGUGCUAGUCGUAUUCAUCACCGGCUUGUUACUGGUAGUGCUGCACCUCCUGACUCUUGGCCUGUCAGCCCUACGAGAUCUGGUCGCUGCACGCUUAAUAGAUCGUGGAGCCCCUGCCAACCCUAACGAAGGAAUGCCAUUGAGACAACCGGUCUAUGCGUGA